Molecule: messenger RNA, 1146 nt
Organism: Symbiodinium sp. CCMP2456
Lineage: Eukaryota; Dinophyceae; Suessiales; Symbiodiniaceae
Source: the annotation of a GenBank genome assembly
AUGGUAGGCACGAGUCUGAUGCCUUUACUCCACGCUUUGGUAGCGGAUCGCUUGGAGGACGCCGUCGCCAUCAAUUUCGCCGUCUACACCCUCAGUUUAGCUGACUGGCUCGGUUGCUCUGACUCCACAAUGGAGGGCUUGGCAUCUGCUGCAGCGCAGCACAGCGCAGAGAUGCCGCAGAUGAUCCAAGCCGUGCUGAAGACAGAUGAGGCGAGCAAAAGCCUGGAGUGGGUUCUAAAACGAGGACUCCUCAUCCGCGAUGCAAGAGGCAUUGAGGCUUUGGCUACCCAUGCUGCCAAAGAGAUGUGGCGGAAUCUUUGCGGGCGAGCAAUUCUCCAGAGUCUGCUCAACCUAGCAAGCCAAGAUCCCGACGGGCUCAGGCUUAGCCCCGCAGCUCAUGCUGCAAUCGUGCUGGGCAUCCCUCCGCGGGAGGUCCAUUCAGUAUUGCCAUCGAAGCUCCGCUUCGGGCCCAGCGCUCAAAGUCUGUUCCUGGACUUAAGAAAGAAGGGUAUCGGACCCGAAGGAGCAGCACGGUUGGAGUUUCCAGGCCGGCUCCGCGAGCUUGACCUGGACUUAACCCGUUGCGGCAUCCGAGCUGUGGGAGCGGCUGGGCUGCGGCUGCCAGGGACGUUGGUGAGGUUGCGCCUGAUCUUGCAGAAGUGUGACAUCGGGCCAGAAGGGGCCAAGGCAUUGGUCCUUCCUCCGACUUUGGAGCGCAUGGAGCUGGACCUCUCGCACUGUCUCAUCGGUCCGCUUGGAGCUUCCAACCUUCAGUUGCCACGGGGCCUGGCUGAGCUGGACCUGAGCCUGCUGCGGUGCGGCGUCGGAGAUCGUGGUGCCAAGGCCCUCAACCUGCCUGAUAGCAUCCGGAAGCUGCGCUUGGACUUGGCCCGCUGUGAAAUUGGAGCUGAAGGCCUCAAAGGCCUGCGCUUGCCUGGGCGCCUGACCAGCCUGGUGCUAGAUCUGACAAUGUGCUCGGUUGGACCAGAACAGCUCAAGGCAUUCAUAGCGACCUUGCCGAAGACUUUAGAGGCCUUGGAGAUGAAUUUGACGGGCUGCAAGGUGAAAGAGGCUUCUGUCGCGAUGCUCCAGCAGGCCGUCAAAGCUCGACUGCCGCUGAUAGCAAGUCCAACCCUGGUGGUCUAG